AUGAAAUUAAUCGGUUGUAUUGAUGCUAUCUCAUCUUUGUUCAGUUUCUCCAAUUCAUCUGUUGGCAACACAAUAAAAUCCAGUGGAACAGGUGCAAUGGUAUCUCAAGGAACCAAUAAAGUUACUAUCGUUAGUACAACCAUUCAACAUGGUACUCAAAUCAAUGCUGCCGGUACAAGCACCAACCUGGGAGGUGCUCAUCAAAUAGAGGCUUAA
This is a messenger RNA of Heterostelium album PN500, 216 nucleotides long. RefSeq lists its product as uncharacterized. NCBI's taxonomy places the organism in Eukaryota, Evosea, Eumycetozoa, Acytosteliales, Acytosteliaceae. The record is from RefSeq and is a predicted model, not a curated record. The transcript has 2 exons. The coding region runs from base 1 to 216 and encodes 71 amino acids.